AUGGCACGAACUCGUAGACCACCGCUACGUACCGAGGCAGAAAUUACCCGCGACGCCAUUGCUGAGCUUCAAGCCCAGAUGGCCAACAUCACCACCGCCCUUCAGGCCCUUAAUGUUCAACGACCACCACCACCCCCACCUCGCGAAAACGUUGAACGCGAUCACGACGAGGAAGAAGAUGAAGACGACGACGCAGCCGCGUUCGCCGCAGCAGUUGAUGAUAACCCCUUUGCUCCUCUUCGCAACAGCCGAGCUCUCGCUCAAGACAAUGCUCCGGUAGCAGCAGCCGAUAAUCAAUGGACAACAGGAUUCAAAACAGCCGAGUUCCAUGGAAAUACUUCAGCCGAAGAACUACUUGAUUGGAUAGUCACGGUUGAAGAAAUUCUAGAGUUUAAAAGAGCCCCAUUGGAGCGAUGUCUUAAGUCAAAACUCAAUAAAACAUUCUUGCCGUACAAUUACGACCAGCUCAUGUUCCAGAGUCUCCACACCAUCCGACAAGGAACUCGUUCCGUAGCCGAAUACUCUACGGAGUUCUUUCUACUCCUCACCCGCGUUGACAUUCAAGACUCUGAGCGUCAACUUGUAGCACACUUCACGGCAGGUCUUCGUCAACAGAUUCAACAUACCAUCAACCUCUUUCACCCUCUCACGUUGUCUGAAGCCCAUCAACAAGCUCUAACUAUAGAAACUCAAACAAAGUCAUCUUUCUCAUGGACCACUACAAGACCAUCACGAUCUGCAACACUUCAACAGCAACAAAACCCAACCGAGGAUGUUACCCCAACCAAGCCAGAAACGGCACUGGUUCCGCUUGCCGACACACGAAACAAUCGCCCAAGCUCUCUCCGUUGUUUCUCUUGCGGAGAAAUUGGACACCGUCAAGCGAAUUUUCCUACGCGCAAUCGCCGUGGCCUGCUCUUGGAUACUGCUGGUAAUGACGUUGAAGUUAUAUAUGACGACGAUAUGGAAGAGACGGUCGACGAACCAGAGGUUCUUCACGCCGAUUGUGGACCUGCUCUGAUGGUUCGACGAUUUAUAAUCGAUUCAGGCAAUAGUGAGAACGUAAUCGCAGAAGAAGUGGUCACCAAGUUACAACUACCCACUGAACUCCAUCCUUAUCCGUAUAAACUCGCAUGGCUUGACCAGAAAACAGAUUUGCUUAUCACCCGACGAUCAUUGAUUUCCUUCUCCGUGGACGACGCGUAUAAAGACCAGAUUCAUUGUGACGUUGCACCAAUGGAUGCGUGUCACCUCCUUUUGGGACGUCCGUGGAUAUUUGAUCACCGGAUUCAGCAUGAUGGGUUCCUUAGUACUUAUAGUUUCCGUUUCAACAAUCGGACGUUUACACUUCAACCUUCCGAACCCGAGAAGCAUACCAUGCAGUCCUCUCCAGUAAUCAUUCUCGAACGAAAGCCAUUUGUCACAGAGAUGCGUAAAGAAGAGCUUGUGUUGAUUCUUGUCAGUACCACCACAUCUCGCGCCAAAACCAUGUGGCCCGAUGCAUUCACUCCUUUGUUAGACGAAUUUAAAGACGUCUUUCCUGAUGACUUGCCCACCGGACUACCACCUCUCCGCGAUAUUCAGCAUCACAUAGACCUGGUUCUUGAUGCAAUCUUGCCUAACAGAGCUCAUUAUCGUAUGAGUCCAAGUGAACAUGAAGAGCUACGAAGACAAGUCGAGGAGCUUAUCUCUAAAGGAUUUUUGCGCGAAAGUUUAAGUCCAUGUGCAUCUAAUGCACCUAGUACCUUCAUGCGUGUCAUGAAUCAAGCACUUCGUCCUUUUAUUGGGAAAUUUGUUGUGGUCUACUUCGACGACAUCCUUAUCUUCAGUAUGACGCUGGACGAUCACAUCAACCACCUCCGUGAAGUCUUACUCGUCCUUCGCCGUGAUCAGUUAUUUGCAACGCUUAAGAAGUGCGAGUUUGGAUCCGAGCAAGUUCACUUCCUUGGCUACAUUGUUUCUUCUAAGGGUUUGGCCGUGGAUCCAGCCAAAGUAGAAGCGAUUCAGUCCUGGCCUGUGCCGACGACUUUAUCAGAAACAAGAAGCUUUCACGGUCUUGCUUCUUUCUACAGACGUUUCGUACCUCAGUUUAGUAGUCUCAUGGCUCCAAUGACGGACUGUAUUCGUCGUGAGGGUACAUUUUUGUGGACUCCGGAAGCAUCGCACGCCUUUACUAUCAUCAAACAAAAUCUCAGCUCCGCCCCUAUCUUGGCAUUACCUGAUUUUUCACAGGUAUUUGAGCUUCACACCGAUGCUUCCAAAUUCGGUAUUGGUGCAGUCUUGAGUCAGCGAAAUCGUCCCAUCACUUUCUUUAGUGAGAAGCUUAGUGGUGCUCGUCUCCGUUACAGUAUUUACGAUGUGGAGUUCUAUGCAGUUGUUCAAGCAAUCAAACAUUGGCGACAUUAUCUUUUUCACAAAGAAUUCGUCCUCUUUACCGAUCAUGACGCCCUAAAGCAUCUCAACAGUCAAGAUAAGGUUUCCUCCCGUCAUGCUGCAUGGGUUGCCUAUUUAUAG
This is a messenger RNA of Brassica oleracea var. oleracea, 2514 nucleotides long. RefSeq lists its product as uncharacterized. NCBI's taxonomy places the organism in Eukaryota, Viridiplantae, Streptophyta, Magnoliopsida, Brassicales, Brassicaceae. The transcript has 4 exons. The record is from RefSeq and is a predicted model, not a curated record. Bases 1 to 2514 code for a protein of 837 amino acids.